UUAGAAUGAAUGACUUAAAUUUGACAGUGACAUUGUCAAAUAUGUUUGGUUUCGGUUUUUCUUCGUUGUUUUAGUUUCAACUCAAGUUUUUACUAAAUAAUUGAAAUUUCUAAAUGAAACAAAGACAAUAAUUACUAUCGUUACAAUAUAGACGGUCCGAUGGAGAUAACUGACGGUGUUUUGUGUAUAGGAUGCCUUUGUGUAGGUAGAAAAAUGUUAAUUCUUGAAGACUACUGGAAGAAGAAAUGUUUUUUACAAAUUCUAAGUGAAAUACCGGUAAUGCAGAAUGAAAGCACACCAAUGUCUGUGUGCUGGGAAUGUGAUGCGAUUAUAUCACGCUUUACCAAAUUCAAGCGACAAGUUGUUCGUAAUUUUGAAAUGUUUCAGAAUUAUUUGAGACAGAAUAUAGAUUUAUCACUUAUAAAAUCAACAUCAAACUUAGCGAAUCAUAAAAUUGAAGAUACAGUAAUAACAUCUGAUAAUUAUAUAGAGGACAUCAAACCAGAAAAAAUAUGGGAUGUUAAUAUAAGUAAUAUAAAAUGCGAAGACACAGAUUCCGGAGACAGAGAACCUUUAAUAGAAAUAAAAAGAAAAAAGAAAUCAAGUAAAUCAAAUGAGAUAUAUACUAAAGAAUACAAAGAGAUUGAAUUAAGCGUAGAAGAUAUAGAAGAAGAAAGAAGUAUAUUAUUUUGCAAAGAAGAAUAUAAAAAUUCGAUAUAUAAAUGUGAAAAUUGUAUAAUAGUAUUUCCGAAUGCAGAUGAUUUGAAAGACCAUAUUUAUUUGAAACAUGAAUUGAAUGCAUCAAAAUAUAAAUGUAACAUAUGUAAAUGUACUUUUUCAAGUGAAAUUUCAUAUAAUUAUCAUAUGAACAGACAUAAGAAGAGAUUUCAAUGUGUCAUAUGUAAUAACAACUUUAUAAGCAAGAGAAGUGUUACAAAACAUUAUAAUAUAACGCAUUACCAAAGGUUAAUUUCUUACAGUGUAGAUUAUCAAAUGGAAAAUAAAUUAAAUUGUGAUCAGGAUGAAAUUAUUGAAAAAAUUCAAGAUGACAACAGUUUAGAACAACCAUCUUUCCCGUGUGAACUAUGUUCGAAGACGUUUCGAUGGAAGACAUCUUUAAGGAAACAUGUAGAAACGCAUCGCAUAGAAACUGGACAGAAAAGGAAGCCUUAUUGUGAAACAUGCAGAUUGUCUUUCACAACAACAUCCAAUUUACAAAAACAUGUAAAAACCAGCUCAAAACAUCAAAUAUUAUUAAAAGUCAGGAAGUUAAAAGAUUCUCCUCUAGAAGAUAAUCCAGAGAAGAAAAGAGACAGAAUAGAAGAGAUUAAAGCAUCAGUGAAUAAGCAAAGAGAGACAUAUCCUUGUCCGCAAUGUGACAAAAGAUUUCAAUGGAGAGGAAAUCUAGCCAGACAUAUGGAUAGUCAUACUGCCAGAGCCAAAGGUGAUUUAGUUUGCGAGCCGUGCAAUAGAACGUUCUCAUCUAAAGCUACGUACGAACAACAUAUGAAAAUCAGCAUGCGACAUGUCUCUGAGAAUGAUUUCAAAUAUAUGUGCAGUGAAUGUGGCAAACGAUUCGCAAACAAGACUCGACUCCGAGACCACGUGGAUUGGGAUCACUUAAAAAAUUACGUACACAAAUGUACAGACUGCCAAAAGGUAUUCAAAAGUCAUACAUCUUUAUACCUACAUAAGCAAAAUGUCCACGAAAAGGACCAAGCAGGUCAUCUUUGUCAUCAUUGUGGGAAGGCAUUUCCGAACCAGGCAAAACUUCGCGGACACGUGUCUGGAUUACACUCGCGCGAGGCACCAUACAAAUGCGGCACGUGUAACGCGCGCUUCAGUUGGCAUUCGUGUCUGUCGAGACACGUACGUCGUGUACACCGCAAGAGAGACACAACGAAUUAAUUAGAAUUAUAAUAAAAAUUUCUCAAAUAAAGUAAAACAUCUUUAUUCG
Papilio xuthus (Asian swallowtail) is the source of this 1957-nucleotide messenger RNA. RefSeq names its product zinc finger protein 43. Gene Ontology annotation, molecular function: DNA-binding transcription factor activity, RNA polymerase II-specific; sequence-specific DNA binding. The record is from RefSeq and is a predicted model, not a curated record. NCBI's taxonomy places the organism in Eukaryota, Metazoa, Arthropoda, Insecta, Lepidoptera, Papilionidae. The transcript is spliced from 12 exons. Gene Ontology annotation, biological process: regulation of transcription by RNA polymerase II. The coding region runs from base 160 to 1908 and encodes 582 amino acids. Gene Ontology annotation, cellular component: nucleus.